AUGGGUGUGGUCGUACCUAAUCAACCCGCAGCUAGGGUCACUAAGCAUGGAGCCGUCGUGGAUUUUGGAGCGGAGGAUCACAACACAAAGCUGACACGGAUGCAGGUGGAGCACUACGGCAUGAAGAGGGAUCUUGCGAUCUGGAAAGCAGCAGUCACCGCCGUCGGAGCGGCGAUGGGUUACAGUGUCGAUCAGCUCCUUGCAGGAGCUGCACACGUCUUGCAGGCGCAAGGUUUUGAAGGGGGCGCGGCGACACCUGGGGGCAGCCGGUCCACUGCACCCUCCACCCCCAACCCCCGUGCAGCAGCGCGGCCUUGCACUACCGACAGCCCCGGUUCCAAAGGAGGAUCUGCUGAGAGCGUAGCACUGGACGGUGCAGGCAGUGGCACAGUCGAGCUAGGGGUGGUUCAUCCCAGCCCCUGCGCGCUACCCGUGCCUGCCGCUCCGAGUUGGUCGAUAAAUGGCACAGAGGGAAGUAUGCAUGUCACGCACCAGGCAGAGCCGGCGGUGGCUCAUGCAUGUGGAGCAAGGCCCGUGGUGCUGGCUAUGCCGGCAAAGAGGAAACGAGAAGACCCGCAUGCGUCGGGGGCGGAUGCUGAGGGCGGCGCUACUGCUUGCAAGAGCAAGGGUAAGGGACAGGGUUGUAGUUCACAGUACAAGGGUGUGCGCAGGGAGAAGCGCGGUAGGUGGAGCGCCAAGAUUCUGUUCCGAGAGAAGAAUAAGAAGAAGCGGACGCAGAUGAGGCUAGGUGCGUACAAUAAGGAGCUGGAGGCUGCCACGGCGUACGCAGCAGCGGUGCACGUGGUCAAAGAUGGUAAGCGCGUGUCAGGCACAGUGGAGCUGACGGAUGAGGAGAAGGGUAUGCUUGAGGGGUGCACGUUGGCAUCUGUCAAGCGGCUGGUUAGGAGCCGUCAGUGGUUCCGAUGGCAGGAGUGGGAGACGGCACUAGUGGACUGCACGGAGGAGGAGACAGCAGGGGACGAUGAUGAGCACUCCGACUCGCAAGACGAUGACGCGGGGGAUGCAGCCGGAUGUGCCGUGGAGGAAGGAGAUGAGGUGAUUGAGUUGGAUGGGGAAGGGUUGGGCGACGCAGAGGGAACGGCCGGGCGGGGCACACCCCCAGAACUCAAUGAGGACGCUGCUGCAGUGAUGGGUGGUGUGGCGGACGAGGGUAUUAAGACGGGGGUGGCUCUGGGAGAUGCAUUUGAGGGGGCGUUGUUCGACGAAGACCCAGAGGCGGUGAAGAUGGAUGCGGCCCAUGGUGCAUCGCAAGUCUCGCCGAAUGCGGCGGUCGCGUCUAGCGUCGGUGCGGGCGAUGAGGAUGUGGGUAGCGAUGGCGAAGGGGAGGCUGCGCCUGUUCGAUCCAAGGCUGUUGCCUCCGUUAUGGCCGAAGAGCCUAGCGCGGCAAAAGGGAAGGCUGCGGCGUCUCCGCUUAAACCGGUGGCUUACAACCCCUUUGAGGCAAUGCCCUGCGCAUUUGCGCAGCCGGCAAGUGGAUCUCGUCGGGAUGAGACGGUUGCCGAUGACGCCGUCGUGAUUAGCCGCGCCGACCUCGAGGCGCUCAAGACGGCGAGAGACGAGGGCGAGCGUCGGAUUGCGCGGCUGGAGGCGCUGCUGCUGGCCAUAAACGACAGGGAAAUGCAGAACAAGAGGCCGAAGGGCCAUGACAAGACGCUCGGAUUAUGCUGGGUCACACCACGAUUGACGUUGAAUUAUGCGGGGCUCGCACUGGCAGCCGACAAGGCGCGAUGCGCUGACCUGAACAAGGCACUCAGCCAGUGGAAGACAGAGGUGACGGGCCGCGUUCGAGACAUUGCGCUGCCGCGCAUUGGCCUAUGGCGCAACGAGCGAGACAGGAAAAGCCCGUGGGCACGCAAGAAGCGCAGAGAGGCGGCCGAAGUCCGGCUUCGGUAUCGCGUGCUGGACGACGUGAAUGAAGAUCUGACGUUGUCAACCUGGAGAGAGAGCAGGACUGGAAUGAUCUUUGCGUCGGGAGCGUUCAUGGCGUGUGUCGUGACCGCCUUCCAGCCCAAGAAGGUCACGGGAGCGGUGACCGUGAAACUGUACCAGAUGGCGUGGCUCGAGCAUGUGGUUACCGACACGGUUUUUAACUGGGACAAGCUCAAGGCCCGCCUAUCAAACUCUGCUGGUGGCAACGCGGAGGUGGUGAACGGCCUCCACCAGGUCGCCGAGGGGGCAAUGGCGCAGGCGAUCCAAGACUUCAAGCCCAAGUACGAUGCUGAUGCCCAGGCGUGGGUAUGGGGGGAGCACGGGCUGAUGAUGUCCUCGUGCGGGCUAGAGCACUUGAUUCCAGGCCGUUACGCGCAGAGGGCGCCAAUCGUGGAAGCCGGUGGUUCGGCGGAGCGGCUAUUGCGGCGGCUGUACGAGCGACUGCAGCACGGGAGAGGCGUGGCCAAGUCGCUGCUGCACAUGCACGAGCCGGCUGUUGUGGACUUCGAGCAGGCAGUGACCGCCAACCCCAGCAACGCGCGGCUGUGGAUGGAGGCAGUGAGCGCCAACCCUGGCAGUGCAAAGCUGUGGAAAGAGGUGACUGCCCCAGGCAACCCACAUCUUAUCACAAAAUGUGCUUCUCUGGCUUCUCCUCCCAUACAGGCAGUCAGCGCCAACCCUGGCAGUGCAGAGCUGAGGAUGGAGGCAGCGAGCGCCAAUCCCGACAGUGCAGAGCUGUGGAUGGAGGUGGGGGUGGAGCGUGAGGCGCUGGGACAGCACGAGAGGGCGCACGAGGCGUUCAGCUGUGCCCUGCUGCUGCAACCAGGGAAUGCGGAGGCGCUCAAACGGCGAGGGCUGAGCGCAUUCAACUUGAAUCGCUUCAAGGACUCUCUCAAAGACCUGCUGCCCGCGCUGCACAUGCUGCCGAACGACGCCGACCUCAACCAAGCCGUGGGAAUUGCAUUGGUGCGGUCGAACCAGUUCCGGGCGGCACAGCCGUACCUGGCUCGGACGGUGGAGCUGCUCCCAUUGGAUGCGGACCUGCGCAAGGAGAAGGGGCGCCUGCACCGCCUGCUGGGGGAGACCGACCAGGCUGAGAGGGACCUCCUGCUCUCGCUCCAGCUCAGACACCUCCCUAAACCCGAACCCUAA
This is a messenger RNA of Closterium sp. NIES-65, 3102 nucleotides long. The record is from the annotation of a GenBank genome assembly. NCBI's taxonomy places the organism in Eukaryota, Viridiplantae, Streptophyta, Zygnematophyceae, Desmidiales, Closteriaceae.